Coregonus sp. 'balchen' is the source of this 422-nucleotide messenger RNA. The record is from the annotation of a GenBank genome assembly. NCBI's taxonomy places the organism in Eukaryota, Metazoa, Chordata, Actinopteri, Salmoniformes, Salmonidae.
CCAGGAACCGUGGCUCUGAGGGAGAUCCGUCGUUACCAGAAGUCUACUGAGCUGCUAAUCCGCAAGCUGCCCUUCCAGCGCCUGGUGAGAGAAAUCGCCCAGGACUUCAAGACAGACCUGCGUUUCCAGAGUGCUGCCAUUGGCGCUCUUCAGGUAAGAUCACCACUGACUGCUGCUACCACACAUAUAGAUAUGUAUCUGAAGGCUAAUGGAUGGCGUGAACAGGAACUCUUAUUUUCUUAAUCCCAUGAUUGGUCAAUUUGUCCCUACUGUUUUCUCUUCCUUCUCUCCACCAGGAGGCCAGUGAGGCAUACCUGGUGGGUCUGUUUGAGGACACCAACCUGUGCGCCAUCCACGCCAAGCGUGUCACCAUCAUGCCCAAAGACAUCCAGCUGGCUCGCAGAAUAAGGGGAGAGAGGGCC